UUUACUUAGAACUAUUAUCUGUAACGCUGUCUGAACUUACGGGAGUGGCCGUAUUACGAAACGCAUGGGAAAUACUUUCGCCAGGGACCCGGGAUACUUGACUAAAAACUUCACAUCAGAGGCAUCCGUGGACAAAAAAGCCGUUUCUUCUCAUCUUCACUGCUUGUCGUUUCCUCCAUGGCGUAUGCUGCCUAUUGGAUGAGCCUUCAGACAACCACUCCUGGAGAGCGGCAGAAAGAUGAUCUGACUCCACAAGCGGCUGUGGGCUCGAAGGCUCUGCCUGCUUUUGACUGCUGUCAUUGCUUUAAGAACGCACCCAAAGGUUACCAAGAGUUACCGAGUGAGUCGCACCCACCCGAGUUGUUCCACCCGAGUUCGCAGCCUAGACAGUACUCGCCCACUUCUGUGGCACAGGUCGCAGUGAAUCCAACACAAUUUGAGAGUGCAUCUGCCGCCACAACCAUGGCUACAAAGCCAGGGACGACAUCUGUCACAAUGACCGGAGCCACAGGAAGUGGUGUCAAAGCGGGAGGAAGUGUUGCCAUAGCAGGGACGACGCUGACAGGAGCGGUCAAAGGGGCAGAGGGUGUCCCCACCACACCAAGCAAGGCAGACGUGGUUAAACAGCAUCCAGCUAAGGUGGCUACGACAGUCACGGCUCCGGUCGGCCCCUCUGGUGUCGGCUCUCUGAAGGGGCCCGAGACCAAGGUACAGGUGGAAGUAGCUCCCCCAGGGGCUCAGACAGCCAAACAGGAGCUUGCGGACCCCUUCAAUGCCCUGGCUGAUUACUUGCCCUCGUCACAGCCCCUCAACCCCAAUGCCCCUGAAUACACCGGGCCAGAGGUCACAGAGCAUGUGGUGACCUCGUCCAAGUCUGUGAUAUGUGGGGGGGGCGAUGUCCCACUGCCUCCAGGAUACAGAUUUGAAAACACGGCCCCAGUUGCAGAUGUCAAGCCAAAAGAAGUACCGAAACCCAUAAGCACAGAUGAGGCUUUGGACUCACUCUCUUUUGGAUUUACGACCUCCAGUGCUCCCACCCCCCCAAAACAGGAGAAGAAAGCUGAACAGUUUGCUCCUGCCCCAGUGACCAAGUCUGCUGUUCCACCAGCUGACAAGAAAGCUAAGGUGGAAAAGAAAGCUGAACAGUUUGCUCCUGCCCCAGUGACCAAGUCUGCUGUUCCACCCGCUGACAAAACCGCUAAGGUGGAAAAGAAAGCUGAACAGUUUGCUCCUGCCCCAGUGACCAAGUCUGCUGUUCCACCCGCUGACAAAACCGCUAAGGUGGAAAAGAAAGCUGAACAUUUUGCUCCUGCUCCAGUGACCAGGUCUGCUGUUCCACCAGCUGACAAGAAAGCUAAGGUGGAAAAUGAUUUUGAUGACUUCUCUCUGAUAACUGGAUUGGAUUCUCCACUGGUCACCAAGCCAAAGACAGAUGAGGGUGGUUUCAUGUCUCUGGAUGCUCUUAGUGCUCUGGGAGAUACUCUAGGAGCUCCAGAACCAGUGCCUGAAUCACCCAAGAUCAGACCGGAGGACAUUGUCACGGAAGACCCGCUGGCAAAAACUAAAGGUGUGCUUGUAGGCGAGAGGGACGACACCCUCCCACCAGAAUACAGGUUCACAGAGGACAAAGUCAGAAACCUGCCUCCCCCCAAGCCAGAGCCCUCCAUGGACUCUGGUGAGGCUCUGGACAUCCUGUCAGGUGAUUUCAUGUCUCCCUCUGUGGCUCAUGGUGUCCAGGCUCCUAUCCUCUGCCCCCCAGCUCCUCCCACACAGGCUAAAGUGAAGGACUCUUCCCCCUUGUCUGGUGGCAUUGUGGCGUCUUCUACAGCCUCUACUGUCCAGGCCCCCAUGGUACCUCCACAAAACAAACCCACACAGGUCCCCUUCUGUACAAAGGAAGUCACCAAAAAGGCCCCUGUUCAAGCUGCACCCGUUCUGAUAUCCACUGCUGACCAGGACAUGUCUCUGGAUGCUCUGGAGGCUCUUGGAGACACUCUAGGAGCUCCAGAACCAGUGCCUGAAUCACCCAAGAUCAGACCGGAGGACAUCGUCACGGAAGACCCGCUGGCAAAAACUAAAGGUGUGCUUGUAGGUGAGAGGGAAUACACCCUCCCACCAGAAUACAGGUUCACAGAGGACAAAGUCAGAAACCUGCCUCCCCCCAAGCCAGAGCCCUCCAUGGACUCUGGUGAGGCUCUGGACAUCCUGUCAGGUGAUUUCAUGUCUCCCUCUGUGGCUCAUGGUGUCCAGGCUCCUAUCCUCUGCCCCCCAGCUCCUCCCACACAGGCUAAAGUGAAGGACUCUUCCCCCUUGUCUGGUGGCAUUGUGGCGUCUUCUACAGCCUCUACUGUCCAGGCCCCCAUGGUACCUCCACAAAACAAACCCCCACAGGCCAUUAGGCCCGUCUGUACAAAGGAAGUCACCAAAAAGGCCCCUGUUCAAGCUGCACCCGUUCUGAUAUCCACUGCUGACCAGGACAUGUCUCUGGAUGCUCUGGAGGCUCUUGGAGACACUCUAGGAGCUCCAGAACCAGUGCCUGAAUCACCCAAGAUCAGACCGGAGGACAUCGUCACGGAAGACCCGCUGGCAAAAACUAAAGGUGUGCUUGUAGGCGAGAGGGACGACACCCUCCCACCAGAAUACAGGUUCACAGAGGACAAAGUCAGAAAUCUGCCUCCCCUCAAGCCAGAGCCCUCCAUGGACUCUGGUGAGGCUCUGGACAUCCUGUCAGGUGAUUUCAUGUCUCCCUCUGUGGCUCAUGGUGUCCAGGCUCCUAUCCUCUGCCCCCCAGCUCCUCCCACACAGUCCUCAGGUGACUUUGCCCUUGAUGCCUUGGCGGGAGACUUUGCAGCCCCUUCGGUUGCCCCAACUGUCAAAUCUGCUGCCGAUCGCCAGCUUUCUACAGGGACGGCCGAUGCUCUGGAUGUCUUGUCAAAUACCCUAAUGGACCUUACUCCUGUUGUCCAGCCUGCAGCUCCUGUCGCAGCCAAAGACAUCGUCAAGGAGAAAAAAGUCACAGAGGAGAAGGUUAUCAAGAUGGGUGAGAGAGACGACAGCCUGCCACCUGAAUACCGGCCCACUAAGGAAGACAAAAAGGCAACGGCUGACGCCAAAGCCCGCAUUGAUGUGAGACCCAAGCAGCCAUCCAUGGAUGACAGCACUGCCCUGGACCUCUUGUCAAGCGACUUCUCUACACCUGCAGCUACCACCGCAGUAACCAAGACGACAGAGCAGAGACAGCCCAGUCAGGUGCCAAUGUCCGGCCCUGUCCUGGAUGACCUGUCGGACACUCUUCUCCCAGACAGCAUGACAUCCAAAGGAGGCAAACCAAAGAGCAAAAGCAAGUCAAAGUCCAAGUCCAAGAAACAGCGGGAGGACCCAGCCGCCCUAGACCACCUGUCUGGACAGCCGAGUUCAGAUGUAGUGCCAGCAUCUACAAACAAGGGUGGCAAAAGCUAGACCUCCAGGUUUCCAAGCGCACUACAUGUCCUUUGCCACACAGAGGCGCCAAUCGAAGGAGCUGCUGUGAACGAUGAUUCUGUUUUUCUAAAUGGUGUUGAACCUAUGCUGGAGGAGAAAUAAACAUGACCACACACUCCCACACUGACAACCACACACACAUUUGUGCGUGCACCCACCCACACACACACACACACACACUUUGCGCAAUGCCUUUUCUGCUUGGUUUCGCACAUGACAGGAGAUUGUACUUGUUUUGGUUUCUUUCUUUUUAAAUAAAGAGAGAAAAAUAAAUAAAUGAGUGAAAGAGAGAGAGAGAGAGAGAGAGAGAGAGAGAGAGAGAGAGUGGUGGGGGGAGAGAGUUUCUUGUAAAUGUUUUCCCAGUGAAGACCAUCUAUCCAAUCUUGUGAGGAAUGGAGAUAGGGUCGUUGCUCAUUGGUGGCUGGACUGACGGUCCUGACUCAGUUUGCAUUGACCCAACAGAACGUUGUGGUGAUAGUGAGUGUCAUCUGGGUUUAGGAACCACGUAUAUUAUGGGUGUAUAGGAUCGGGAUGUCUGUGCAAUCUUCUUGUACACAGAAAAAAAAAUCAAGUGGACAGCCUCUACAAGACACUAGUGUACAGCGUAUUCUGCUUAGUUUUACAAUAAUAACAUUUAGUUUACAAUAUGGAAACUUGUCGAAGGUUUUACAGGAAAUGAUCCGCUUGAUACGGCUGCAUCAGAGAGCUCACGCCGUUACACGUUUACUUUCUGAAAAGCAAUAUCUGUUAAGAAGGGUUUAUACAGUAUGCGUGUGAUUUGCCUCGUACAAGCAUGUGUUGGUUUCGGGAAAGUGCACUUAAGUUGACUUGGGAGGUCUCCAUCUAUGUAAACUGCCUUUCUUUGUAUACUGUAAAAACUUGCUCUAGAUAAGACAUCACUGUAUAAUUUACACAGUUGCAAGGGCCAUCACCUAAGAAGUCCCAAAACUUGUGUAUUAUUUUCUCAAGAUGUUAUCACAGAAUUCUAUAUAUUUAGGUGCAGGUCUCAAACUCAAAACUUUAGAGAUUUUGGAAAUGGGAAAUUGAUUUAAAUAAACAAAAGUGGACAAUU
Messenger RNA from Esox lucius (northern pike), 4552 nucleotides. It is a transcript of the gene cast, whose product is annotated as calpastatin. Lineage: Eukaryota; Metazoa; Chordata; Actinopteri; Esociformes; Esocidae. The transcript has 38 exons. The record is from RefSeq and is a predicted model, not a curated record. Gene Ontology annotation, cellular component: cytoplasm. The coding region runs from base 178 to 3459 and encodes 1093 amino acids. Gene Ontology annotation, molecular function: calcium-dependent cysteine-type endopeptidase inhibitor activity.